CGGUCUCGUCAAUUCCACGAGAUAGGUGUCCGGAUCCGCCGGGGCAUAGUAAACCUGGAUUUCCAGACGGGAACACUGCAAGCACGCUGGUUUUCGGGCUGCAGUUGCUGGUAGCAGAGCAGACAUGGCAGACACAUCUCGGGCAAGGGCAUUUCUGACCCUGUUGAAAAAUCUGGCAUUGGCAGCGCUGCUCUAUGUUGCCAUUUUUGGCUUCAUCAACUUGGUGACCGACUGCAGUGUCUCCGCAAAGGGCAAGCUCGGCAUCCCCGCCUUCCUCGACAAGGCCGGACCCACCGAACUUCUACGCACCACCAAGGCCGGCGUCCAAGUCAAGUUCGCCAGCUCCUCCAAGACCGUCACCAUCAACCCACACGCAAAUGUCUUCAAUCGUCCCGUCACCGCCGUCAAGAUCAAGGACGACUACAUGGGGCCCCGGCCGCAUGUCGACACGGAAGCAGACCUACAUAGGCUCGUGGAAGAAUGCCGGGGAACGUACACUGGCCUCGAGAAGAUGAGAAACGUGUUCGAUUGCCUUCAAUUCUUAGCGAAUGGGGAGAAACAGUACUAUCGGCUCCCCGAACCUGCUGAGCGAGCGAGCGCACAAGACCCGCGAAGGGCUGAAUACGUCAACGCAGACGGCCAUGGCAACACCCUCCAUAAAUAUGUCUCUGUGGAAGAAGCCGUGCCUGCCAACGGGACCAACAUUGGAACUUGCCCUGGUCCUAUAAUCCCGUAUCACGUCUAUUGGACUGGGCCUGCGACAUGGCGAGUUGAAGCCUUCGUCAAGAGCUAUCUGUACACGCAGAAUCUGGCUUGCUCACGCCUCUGGAUCUGGCUCGAUAGUGACAGGGACCCCAACGCUGUGCAGCACAUGCUCACGAAAGAUGCCCUCUUCGCUCGUUUUCUUCCUCUCGUUGAGCGCGGCGACAUCGUCCUCAAGGCUUGGAAGUUCCCUUCGCGAAUCCCGCUGCCCAAAGAUGCCGAAGAUCGUAACGGAUUCGGAUACUACACGACGCCCGGGAAGCCCAAUGCAAACGGCGAAAUCGCUGUCGCAGAUAACAUUGUCGAAGACCGCAAUGGACAGCAUUGGCUCGUCCUCACUCCCAAACAGAUGACGUUCCUUCCAGUGGCUGUCUCGGAUGCAAUGCGAUUCGUGGUUCUCCACAUCCACGGCGGCGUGUACUUCGACAUGGAUGUGCUGAUGCUUCGAGACAUGCGCCCGCUAUUGCUACCCAAGGAACACGCCUUUGCCGAACGCUGGGCUGCACAUCCUCAUCCUGGCGACUACAACACUGCCAUCAUGGCGCUUACGGCCAACUCCUCUUUGUCUUCGUACAUGGUAUAUGGUGGUAUCCGUAUGGGACUCAAUUUCCAUCCCAGAAUUCUUGGACGCAUGGCCUGGAAAGACGGACGCGACCAGGAGUUCCUGAUGCUGGAGACGGCUGCAUUCGAUCCUAUAUGGACAGAGUUCAACUGGGAUCGUGAAGGUCGCUGCACGGUACCCUGCCUUCGAGACUAUAGUGCCGCCUUCAAGGGCAAGCAGGGGGCAUUGAAGGAUGAAUGGGAGAGCUAUGAUGGACCCCAGCUUGAAACCAUCGAUCUGAAAGAGGCGCGGUGGAGUGAGCUGAAACUUCGUGAUCUCCGCAACGGAAGUGCAGUAGCCUCUGCAGCCGCACCCUCGCCGAGGCGGGGUGGUGAACCGCAAGACAAUCUGCCAGCCUCUGCAGCCGCACCAUCACCGAAACCUGAGCACGCAGAGUCGUUCCAGGCGACUUACGACGAGGAGGUCGAGCUGCGCAAGGCUGGCGUAGUUGCGGAUUACGUGCUGGCCGAGGACAAGUUCCCUCCCAACAACCGGACCUUGGAGAACUUCUUCCGCGGGGCCUGGACUUAUCACAUCCACAACCAAUGGCUCAAACAUCCUGAACCCUCUUCAUGGAUCUCGGUUCUGGAGCAUGCACAUGACGGCUUCUUCGCAGGCACUCGUACCAAUCCGUACGGGGAAAAGUGGACAGGUCCCAACUUGAUGCCGUACAACUACUGGCCCGAGUUCGUAUGAGCGAGAUUCCAGCCUGGAUUUUCUCUUCCUCCUCCUGCUGAACUUCGCAUGCCGAAGGUUACCGCGUCGCAUGGUCAUUCAAGCAUCAGGGUCUUGCUUACCUUCGUUGACCAGACC
This is a messenger RNA of Westerdykella ornata, 2176 nucleotides long. RefSeq lists its product as uncharacterized. The coding region runs from base 125 to 2059 and encodes 644 amino acids. NCBI's taxonomy places the organism in Eukaryota, Fungi, Ascomycota, Dothideomycetes, Pleosporales, Sporormiaceae. The transcript has 2 exons. The record is from RefSeq and is a predicted model, not a curated record.